AUGCACGAGGACAGGGGCUCACUUUACUUUUGCUCGCAACAGAUAGUCUUGCUUGGUGAGAACGUUGACAUCGACGUUGACGAGCCGUCCGUUGGCCUUCGUUGGUCUAUCGUCGCCUGCGGGACAGACUUCGUCCUUCCUGGAUCUGAAGGCAUACACGAGAGCUCAUCCUGCGGUCUCCCAAAUAUCCCGUUGGAUAUCUUUGUCGAUAGUGACGUGGAUCCUGCUGCGAAGUACGAUCCAGCUCAGUUCCCAGUGGUCAAUGGUACCGGACAAAGAUUGAGUGUUCAAGCGCUGUUUCAGUUCGGCCGCGAUCAUGUCCUCGAUGUCCACGAGGAUUACCUAUAUCCUUUUGAUACAUAUCGCCUUACUACGACACUCCGCGCCACAUCUGCUGGCAGCAAUAACACUGGAGAUCCCAUCGCUAUCAGUACUCUCACCACAAUCACGAAGACUUCCAGCUUCGUCGUCCAGCCCGAGGAUAUCAAUAGCUACGCACUGGCGUCGGAUGGCUCACACGUUCCAAGUCAGGACCUCAACCUGUUGAUACAAAGACCGGGCGUCGCGCGUGCGAUAACGAUGCUGUUGUUCAGUGUCAAUUGGAUGUUGGCGCAUUCUACAAUAGGUUUCGUGGCAGUUUCUUGGCUGUCCUCCGACGGGGAAAAGAUCCGUCGUUACCUGACAUUUAUCUUUGUCAUUGUUUUGGCCAUACCGGAGAUCAGAAAAACGAUGCCCGAUGCCCCUGGUUUUGACGGUGUCCUCCUCGAUAGCAUCGGUUUCUUUCCGCAAAUGCUCAUAACUGGAAUGUCCGCUAUCGUGCUAUUAUGCAUGAUCGCCAAACGGGAAUUAGAACUAUCGUUCGAGCCCCGUCCGAGCUCAGAGCUUCCGCAUCGCAAACCACGAGUUUCCAUGCACUUUUCUAAGGAAGUUAGGAAUUUGCGACGGGGAGGAACAUCUGUUGAUUUCAGGGAGGCGCGGAGCUGGACUUGA
Sparassis crispa is the source of this 990-nucleotide messenger RNA. RefSeq lists its product with no specific name. The transcript is spliced from 5 exons. The record is from RefSeq and is a predicted model, not a curated record. Lineage: Eukaryota; Fungi; Basidiomycota; Agaricomycetes; Polyporales; Sparassidaceae. The coding region runs from base 1 to 990 and encodes 329 amino acids.